AAUAAUAUUUUAAUGAAAAUUCCUUCGGAGAAACUAAAACCUUUCACCACAGAAAUUGCACCAGAAUGUUCCAAAUUGAUCUCCAGUUUAAAAAAUGCCGGCGAUUUUACAAUAUUCGUUAAAGGCCUUGACAAUAUUACUGAAUGGUGCAGUGUUUUUGGAAAGACUGAACUUGGUCGUUGGGUUGAUGUUUUAAACGAUUGUGAUGCAGUUUUGGAGGCUGCUGACGAAGAUGAAAUUAUGUCAGUUGACAAAAAUGAGUCGCAAGAAGCACAGAUUAUUUCAGUUUUACGUUUUACUUCACUUUUGUUUGAAAACACUUUUGGACGUUCCAUUUAUUGUUCAAUGGAUCGAUUAAUUAAACUCCUUGAUUCGCGCAAAAUUUGGAUUGUUGUGGCAACUCUGCGUCUUUUAAUGGUUGUUAGCAAGUGUUCUCGUUUUAUUACUCAACAUUUGAAUAGCGAUGUGCGACUUGAGCUUUACAGUAAACUUAUGGCUAUUUUAGAGAUUUGGGCAGGCAAAUUGCGACUUACACCUUUUGCUGAAUUUUGCUCUGCUGACUUUUCUUACUCUCAUGGUUUUAGUAUUCAACCAAUUCCUGAGAUGGAUGAAUUUAUUGUUGAUACAAAUAAGUCAACGGCAGAACUUAAAGAUUCUGAAAAACAAUUUGCUUUUACAAAGCUGCGUUUUCUUUAUAGCAUCAAAAAUCAAAAUGAGCGUUUUUACCAAAUAAUUGCUCGUCUUAUUUCUUCUUCCAUAAUAUGUAAAGUUUAAAAUUUAAUUUCUUUCUAAUUUUUUGUUACUCUUUGUUUCAUCCCCCCUCCUUUCCCCAGUUUUAGUAUCAUUUAUUCUUUAUCAGGGUUGGGGUCUUCGAGUCGGGCCGACGUUUAAGUCAUUUUUUCGGGCCUCAUCUUUUUC
Meloidogyne enterolobii is the source of this 918-nucleotide messenger RNA. The record is from the annotation of a GenBank genome assembly. Lineage: Eukaryota; Metazoa; Nematoda; Chromadorea; Rhabditida; Meloidogynidae.